Messenger RNA from Ceraceosorus guamensis, 1752 nucleotides. Its product is annotated as WD40 repeat-like protein. Bases 193 to 1692 code for a protein of 499 amino acids. Lineage: Eukaryota; Fungi; Basidiomycota; Exobasidiomycetes; Ceraceosorales; Ceraceosoraceae. Gene Ontology annotation, cellular component: nucleus. The record is from RefSeq and is a predicted model, not a curated record. The transcript is spliced from 4 exons. Gene Ontology annotation, molecular function: protein binding.
GUCAAGUCAAGUCACGGGCUCACGGCGCAGACAUUCAAUUGUGAUUCACAUUCACAUUCACAUUCGUGCAAACGUACAUUGUGCGCGCAACGCAACCACCACCAUCUCCCCGCCCCCAGCCCCCUUGCUCGCGCACCACCAACACCGCCACCGACAACACCUCCACCUCCCCCCCUCUCCCCCUCUGCAGUAAUGUCCAUCUUUGACUACACUGCACCAUGGCCAAUCUACGGUGUGACGUGGUCCAAUGCUCCAUCCGCCCGAUCACGCAGCGAGCUGUACGCUCCACGGACAGGCAUGGUCGCAGGUGCAGGUGCAGGUGCAAUAGGAGCUCGAGUGGCCAUCAGCAGCUUUGUGGAAGAGGCGAACAACGAGGUGCAGGUGCUGGGAGUGAGGAAUGGCAGCGAUGGGCCGUAUUUCGAUGCGCUGGCCAGCACUCCGCAUCCCUAUCCCGCUAGCAAGAUAGCUUGGCAACCAUCCACGCUGUCCAGCGGCGAUGCUUCAGAAGCUUGGCAGGACAGAGAGCUGCUAGCCACCACUGCAGAUUGUCUGAGGAUAUGGGAGUGCGCUUCGGAUCAGCAGCAGCAGCAGCAGCAGCAGCAGGAUGAAGAGGCGGCUGCUAGCAGCGGCGGUGGUUUCGUUGGCGCUGCGCAUACACGCUUGCCCUUUUCGCUCGUGGAAAAGAGCGUGCUGGCACAUGCCAGCAAAAAUUCCACCUCACCACCCGCGCCCUUGACGUCGUUCAGCUGGAACGCUCCCUCGCCGUCACUCGUCGUCACCUCCUCCAUCGACACGACGUGCACCAUUUGGGAUCUGCCCACUCGCACAGCUCUCACGCAGCUCAUUGCGCAUGAUCGAGAAGUGUACGACGUGGACUGGUGUCCAGGCUCAUCGGACGUGUUUGCGAGCGUGGGUGCGGAUGGGAGCGUGCGCGUAUUCGAUCUCCGGUCGUUGGAGCACAGCACCAUCAUCUACGAGACUGGCGCGCCGCAAUCCAGCAGCGCAAGUUCUAGCAGCGGUGGCGGUGGCGGUGGCGGCGGCGGAGCAGGAGGUCGCAACGGCAUCAUGCCGUUUCCCCUGCUUCGCAUCGCCUUUAAUCCCUGGGACGCAAACUACCUGGCCACAUUCGCAGCGGACACCAACGUCGUCUCUAUCCUCGAUGUCAGGGCGCCCGGAUCGCCCAUUUUGGAGUUGAGAGGACAUGCAGCAUCGAUCAAUUCCGUCGCUUGGGGUCCACCGGGUGCGGGAAGCAGCUCUUCGUCGAGCAAGGGCAUGAUCAGCACGACGAGCGAUGAUGGGCAAGUGUUGGUGUACGAUUUGGCAUCUAGCACUCUUCGCAGCGCAUCGGCCCAAGGUAGACGGUCACGCAACGGUCGAGGAGGAGCAGGAGGCGCGACGAGCAGCAGCAGCGAACAACCUUCACCGGCGCACACGCCAAGCACGUCCUACUCUGCUUCUCCUGCUCCCAGCAGCGGCGAACAAGCAGCAGCAGCAGCAGCAGCGCAGAUUGGAGGUAUGGUGGAGAAUCCGGUAUUGGCGCACUCGGUGGAUGCGUGCGUGAACAACUGCGCGUGGCUCAGGCCGUUUGAGAAGCGCAGCAGCAAGGCUGUUGUGGCGACGCCGGCGGCGGCGGCGGAAGAUUACUGGAUGGCCGUCGUGUCGGGCAGGAAUCUGAGAGCGUUGGCAGUGUAGCGUGGAGCGUGGGCGCGCGUGUCGACCAGAUGCCAUGGAUGUAUACCCACGCGGAGAGAG